CUCUCGGCCAUCCCGGUCACCUAUGUCUUCAACCACCUGGCGGCCCAGCACCACUUCUGGACAAUUGUAGGGGUUGCUGCCCUCAUCCUGCUCCUGGUGGCCCUGUUGGCUCGAAUCCUCGUCAAAAGAAAACCACCCCGGGACCCGCUCCGGCACUUGUACGCCGUGUUCGGCUUUACCAGCGUGGUGAACCUCAUCAUAGGCCUGGAGCAGGACGGAGUCAUCGACGGGUUCAUGACGCACUACCUGCGAGAGGGUGAACCGUAUCUGAACACGGCGCAUGGGCACAUGGUCUGCUACUGGGACGGCUCCGCCCAUUACCUGAUGUACCUGGUGAUGGUGGCGGCCAUCGCAUGGGAGGAAAGUUAUAGGAACAUUGGGCUGUACUGGGUCGGAUCGAUUAUGAUGAGCAUGAUUGUUUUUGUGCCAGGAAACAUUGUAGGGAAGUUCGGAACACGCGUUUGCCCUGCUUUCAUCUUAAGCAUACCGUACACGUGUCUUCCUGUCUGGGCCGGCUUCAGAAUCUAUAACCAGCCGUCGGAAUAUUGUCAUUACCCGUCCAAGGUGAUUUUUACUAAGUCACAUGUGACCUGUCUGCACACUGGCAGGGCGCACCCGCAUUCACGGGCCACUGAGCCGUGCGCCUCCGGGGACUGGAGCUUUUGGGGACCGCGAUCCAUCGGUGUGACUUGUGUCGGUUCUGCAGUGUCUGUCACACCUUAGCUUUGGUGGCCAAGACUGUCCCACGGCCCCUGCUUCCGGGGCCAGUGGUCCCCUGGGCUGCUCCCCUCACAUUCUGCAUGCGUUCUGGUGUGGGGUUGGUCUGGGGCUGUCUGUGGCCUGGAGUUUGAGCACCUGGGCAUCUCCUCAGAGAUACCUGUGCCUUUAUGACCCCGAGGGGAGGCUGGAGGGAUACUGCGUUCGAGGUAGCAC
Myotis davidii is the source of this 933-nucleotide messenger RNA. RefSeq names its product transmembrane 6 superfamily member 1. The annotation marks the transcript as partial. Lineage: Eukaryota; Metazoa; Chordata; Mammalia; Chiroptera; Vespertilionidae. The record is from RefSeq and is a predicted model, not a curated record. The transcript is spliced from 6 exons. Gene Ontology annotation, cellular component: lysosomal membrane.